ACUUUAAAGAAGAGGCUAUGUUCAGCUUCUUCCGAAAAACCCAAGAUUCAAAGAAGGUUGUGGUGCCAGAGAGAGAAGCAGAUGGAUUUGUUAUCGUGGGUGACACAGUUGAUGAUCAAAGUAGAGAGUCAAAGGAUAAAACAUUGUUUCCAGAGACCAGACCAGCGCCCAAUAAACCUCCACAGGCAGGCACGGGGCACCGAGCGCAGCUGAGCGUAUCAGGCGCAGAGGUGGGGAAUGGAAGGGGUCCCGGCGUGGACGGCAGCCCUUUCAUGUCAGACCUCCUGAGCGACGUCCCCUUUGCCCUGGCACCGCACGUGUUAGCGGUGCAGGGCGCCCGUCGUGACGUGCCCGACCGGCUGCUCACCUACGACAUCAACGAUAAUUUAUCAAGGUUUUGGUACGACUUUACACUCGAGAAUUCGGUGCUCUGUGAUCCCUGAUGUUUUCUUUAGUUUUUCCUGUCUGUGUCCAAGUCCUAAUGUGAAGGUAACGAUGUGUUUUUAACAGCUUAAUAUUUGGGGGAUCUGCCACUGGUGCAUCAGACGCAUUAAUUCAAAGGGUUGUUAUUUGGUACCGUGUUGUAUUUCUUAGUUUUAUCUGAAGUGUAUCUUACUAUGUUCAGUAUAAUGUUAAUCUGCAAAGAAAUCAAGCAGAGCUUUGUUUCAGCCCGAGUGCAAGACCUGCUGUCAGUACCAGUUCCAGUAGGUAGCCUGUAGACUCAACAUUUCAUAACUCCAGAAGGAAGCCUCCGCACUUCUGCAUUGUUAGAUGCUUUAUGGUGAUACGACAGACAUAGAUCUAGUUAUGCACGUUUAUUAUCUUUGAUUUUCUACAGAGAGAAGCCCAAUACUAGCGCUAAGUAGCACUGCUUCAUACUAUUGGGCUGAUGUAUUUCCAGUCAAACUGAGUUUUAAAACUCAUGUUUAAUUAUGUGUGCUUACAAAAUUAUAUAAAUAUUUAAUUAUGUGUGCUUACAACAUUAUAUGAAUAUUUAAUAGGAGUGAUUAGACUUACCAAUUUCAAAGUGGGAAUUGGCUGCCUCAGUCCUUUUCCAGUAGAUGUUCUGUCCAUCUCAUUUUGUCAUUUUGUGCCUCUCCUGCUGUCUUAAGAAGCUCUUUCUGGCUGCCUGUUGGUUGCUGUUUGUUCUCAUUUCCACAUGUGUUCCUGAUUUAUACACAGAUCAGCUUUUCCAUUUUAACCUCUUUGCCCCCUGAAGAAGGAAAUCUCAGGACACGUACUUUUAAUGGUCACACCCUUCUUUUUUUAAUUUGUGUGCCAGAGAUACAGAUGGCAAUGUUUAACAACAGGAAAACAUGACAUUGUUUCUUAUCCAGCUAAAUUAAACAGCUAAGUACCUAAACAUGCAUUCGCGCUGACCACUGGGUUGCCUGCACACGAGCUUCAAGCCCCUAAUGUUUUUUCCAGCUAGAACCCAAGUUCUCACUGAUUUAACAUCAAGAUUUGUUUGAAUAAUGAUCUGUGUCACACAAAAGAUCACACUUGUUUCUUCUCGGGGUAGAAUAUUUAUAUUAUGCCAAAUGUUAGUGGAUAUUUCAUAUGUUUUCUAUGACCAGUGAUGGCUUUAAAAUAUUUAUAUUUUCAGACAUAUGUACAUUGAAAGCGUUUGAGGUAAAUGCUGUAAAUGAUGGAGAAGAUACCUUGUGAAUAUGU
This is a messenger RNA of Nothoprocta perdicaria, 1674 nucleotides long. It is a transcript of the gene UMAD1, whose product is annotated as UBAP1-MVB12-associated (UMA) domain containing 1. The transcript is spliced from 3 exons. The record is from RefSeq and is a predicted model, not a curated record. NCBI's taxonomy places the organism in Eukaryota, Metazoa, Chordata, Aves, Tinamiformes, Tinamidae. The coding region runs from base 18 to 443 and encodes 141 amino acids.